UCUUCCUCUCUCGUCUUCUCUCCGCCACGCAUCUCCUCACCGUCGCCCCCUCCCCGGCGAUGUCUGCUGCGAAUAGACCUCUCCUCGCCCCGCCAGCCUCCUCCUCCCUCGGCUCCCGCCGCCUCCGCCGCCCUCCGCCACCGACUUAGACCCGAAAUGCGCUCGCGCACUCCUCGCCGCCCACCGACGCCGGCCCACCGGAUGUCCGGCCCCGCCCGGCUCCGGCAGCUCCCGCCGCCUCCGCUCCGCCGCCCGGCGACCGCCACCGCCGCUGUUGCCGGCCGCCGCCCCCCGGACCCCUCCCUCUAGGUCCGGAGGGCAGUGGAUCCGGCGAGGCGAGGCGGCCCCAACAACCCCGACCCCAAAGCCCCCGUCCUCGCCGCCAGCCGCGUCGCCGCCCGCCAAAGAUGGAGAAGGAGGAACACGUGGCGCGCGCGGAUUGAGCCCGAAAAAUCGAGUGAUGAAAGCCUAUCCGGCACGGACUCCCCGUGCGGACGGGGGCGGCCGUUGCAGAUUGACAGCCAUCGGAGGCGGGCGAGGCCGCUACACCCGGGCGGCGAGGAAGACCAGAGGCCAGAGCAGAGGCGACCGGACGACGGAGUGCGGGCCACGGAGCCAGCCACGGGCGGCGCACCUUUACACGGGCGGAGCCGGCCGACGGAGUUGGAGAGGCGGAGUGAUCGGAGAAGCAGGUCGUGGAGCCGGAGUCUUGGCGUCCGCCAUGGAGCCGCACUGCCGUAGACAUGGCGACGAGCGGCCGCAGAGCUUAAGCCUGGAGGAUAUGGCGACCGGCACAUCUCAGGCGGAUGGGGAUUGCGGCGAGCGAGCGAGCGAACCAUGGUGGGCCUCGACGCCUCCUGGGGGCAUGGGCAGCCCAAUCAAUGGAUGGAUGUGCAGGAGAGUUAGGAAGGAUGGAUCUUGCUGGGCUCUAUGGGCCAGGUUCUUUUCAAGGGAACUCACUGGCUUCGGCUAUGGGCCAAGUUUCAGCGAAGUGAAGAGCGAACUCAAAUGAUUGUUGAAGGCUGUCGAAGAAUUGAGACGGUGGCUUUACAAGUGUUCGUGUCUUUUGGCUGGCCAUAUACGGCUAGGAUUUCCUUUUGAAUAAUUUGGACUCUGUAAUGGUCGUUAACUUUGUUUGGUGUGGUUUGUAACAAUCCUGGUCUGAUUCUCUCUUUGGAGAAUUGAAGCCGGAAACUAAGUUUCCAUUAUCUAAAAAAAAAACAUGACACGCGAGGGCGAGGAGAGCAAAAUGGAUUCCCAAGAGGAGCGGACCAGAUAUAUUGGAUGAAAUGAAACUUUUGAGUGCAGAAUCUUGCUCCUAGACA
Molecule: messenger RNA, 1325 nt
Organism: Panicum virgatum (switchgrass)
Lineage: Eukaryota; Viridiplantae; Streptophyta; Magnoliopsida; Poales; Poaceae
Exons: 3
Coding region: 461-1012 (183 amino acids)
Source: RefSeq, a predicted model, not a curated record